Messenger RNA from Pyricularia grisea, 441 nucleotides. RefSeq lists its product as uncharacterized. The transcript has 2 exons. Gene Ontology annotation, biological process: telomere capping. The record is from RefSeq and is a predicted model, not a curated record. Bases 1 to 441 code for a protein of 146 amino acids. Lineage: Eukaryota; Fungi; Ascomycota; Sordariomycetes; Magnaporthales; Pyriculariaceae. Gene Ontology annotation, cellular component: CST complex. Gene Ontology annotation, molecular function: single-stranded telomeric DNA binding.
AUGUCGAAUGGUCCUCCUCCAUCAAGACUAGUCUCGAUUUCGGCGCUUCCUUCAUGCGAAAUUGGAGACAAAGUGAGGUUUCUGGGUUGCGUCACCUCUUAUGCGACCAGUAAUGCAACCCUGACGCUCGAAAACACAUUUCACCUGGGCGACCGUGAUUUCGAUCCCCGCCAAUCGCGGGUUCAGGCACUGGUCGACGUGAAUCUUAUUCUCCAGUCACUGAACCAAGAGCAAACACGGGCUGGUGAAUGGGUCAACGUCGUUGGCUACAUUACCAAGUCGGGUUCCUCUGGCGACAAAAGGAAUGGCAGCCACAGCGUCAAAGUGCAGGCGCUGUUGCUUUGGUCCGCUGGGCCACUAAGUCUACAGGACUACGAGAAAACACUAUCGUCCCACGUCAAAGGUUUACCUGCCGGCCCGGACUCUCCGAAAAAAUUCUGA